This is a messenger RNA of Toxoplasma gondii ME49, 3200 nucleotides long. RefSeq lists its product as hypothetical. The transcript has 3 exons. Gene Ontology annotation, biological process: rRNA base methylation. Gene Ontology annotation, molecular function: methyltransferase activity. Lineage: Eukaryota; Apicomplexa; Conoidasida; Eucoccidiorida; Sarcocystidae. Gene Ontology annotation, cellular component: nucleolus. The coding region runs from base 1 to 2865 and encodes 954 amino acids. The record is from RefSeq and is a predicted model, not a curated record.
AUGGCGGCGAUCUACGUGGAAGCUGGACGCAUUUUCACUGCGAUCGAAACUCGCAGAUGUGGGCUCAGGGCAGCUCUUUACGAAAAUGGAAGAGGAGAGAAACACAACCAUCUCAUUCCCAAAAUUUGCGCCCUCGUCUGCCGCACGAUGGAACGAAAAGACGAACUCGAACGCCUUCUCCUCUCUGUCGGCCUCCUGCCUUCUUCGUCGCCCUCUUCUUCUUCCUCUUCUUCUUCCUCUUCUUCUUCCUCUUCUUCUUCCUCUUCGUCGUCCUCUUCUUCUUCCUCUUCUUCUUCCUCUUCUUCUUCCUCUUCUUCGUCCUCUUCGUCUUCUUCUUCCUCCUCUUCCUCUUCAUCUUCGUCCUCUGCUUCUUCGCCAUUUUCGUCUCCCCCCUCUGAGGUGGACCGUCGCUUCCUGGAGAUGAAUCGCGGAGUGCUGUUUGCGAUGGCUUUCGAUUUUCUCUUUGGGCGAGGAACCGUCCUCGGAGGAGGCCAGUGCAAGCGCCUGGUCGUUUCGCGUCUGCACGCCGCGAAACGCGCGAACGGCGCUUUGACGAGCUCCGGAGACACCGGAGGCAACGGGGCGUCUGCGGAGACACCCUGCGCCCGUUCGACGCCUCAGAAGCGACAGCGAAACUCAGAGACGGCUCACGCCGACCGCCGCAAAAAACAGAGGAGCAGAACCUCAAAAACGGAGACCGAAGAAGGUACCGAAGCCGCAUGUCAAGAACCGAAGGAAGGACGAGAGACCGGCGGUUUGCAAACCAUGUCGCCGGAGGCAGGGGACCUCUUCCCGAGGUAUCUGCGAGUGGCUGUGAGUCGAAUCACCCUCCAGGAAGCUCGGAGAGCACUUGAAGCGUCCUUGGCUUCCUCGGCUUCUUCUCCCCCUUCGUCGUCUUCUUCGCGCGCUUCUUUUGCGGUCUCGGUGGACCCCCUUCUGCCUUCGUGUGGGCUGAGAGUUUCUGCGUCUGCCGCUCGCUUCCUCCUCCACCACCGGUUUGUCCGCGAAGGUCUCGUCGCUCUGCAGGACCGCGCGAGCUGCCUGGCCGCCCUGGCCGCAGGAAUCGGUCCUGGAGACUUUGUGCUCGAUGCCUGUGCCGCGCCCGGCAGCAAAACGCUCCACGCGCUAGAUCGCCUGCAAGGCCGGGGGCGCCUGAUCGCGCUUGAGCGAGACUCGAAGAGAGCCGCGACGCUGAUUCGGCGUCUCCUUCUCCACGGAAGUCUCCAAGGUCCGUACACAGACCCUCGCUGUCGCGCACCGUUGCGGGGGUCGACUGUCCCCGUUUCGGCUGCCUCACGCGCGCCUCGCGACGCCGAUUCUAGUAACUGGAGAGACUCCAAAACAACAAAGAAGGAAGAACCACAACCGACCAUCUACGACGCCUACGCUCGGUACGCUUCGCGGCGACCUCUUUUUUUCACAAAUGUCGACAUGUCAGCGUCUUCCGCUUCGUCUUCUUGUUCUUCUCCUUGUUCCUUGGACUCGACUGGGGGGAGAGAUUCGACGGGGCUUCCCGCCCUGUUGGUGGAGGUUCGAGUGACGGACUUCCUGAGCGUCUCAGGUUCGGAGCCUCCCUUUUGCUUCGUCGAAAAAAUGAUUCUCGACCCCUCCUGCUCCGGCAGUGGACUCCCCCUUCAUUUCUCCACUGGCACCCGCACCGCCGCGUCUCCGCCAAGACCACAGGAGGACGUGCCUCCUCUUCCUCCGCCCUCUUCGUUUUCGUCUCCUUCUUCUCCGCCUUCUUCUCCGCCUUCUUCUCCGCCUUCUUCUCCGGCUUCUCCUUUGUCUUCUCCUUUGUCUUCUCCUUUGUCUUCAUCUGUUUCUUCGCCUUCUCCUUCCUGUUCGUUUGCCAGCUUUUCUCCGGUGCCCGAGAUGUCGCGUUUGUCUCGACUGUCGCCGCCGCCAGGGAGUCUGGCGCGCGUGCGGCAGCUCUCGCGUUUUCAGGGAACGUUGCUCGCGCAUGCACUCACGACUUUCCCCAAGCUGUCUGUCUGCUGCUACUCGACAUGUUCGUCCUAUGUCGAGGAGAACGAGGCCGUCGUCGCCCGCGUCUUGGCGCGGCUCGGAGGCCCCGCGGGGGCUUCCGACGGAGCAAAUACGCAUGCCGUUUCCUCCGACAGCGAGACGAAGCCAGCAGGAAAAGAGACAGAGUCAGCGGGGACAGACGACCGAGGAACAAAGGAAGAAGCAACAGAAGCAGCAGAAGAAGAGACGAACUCUGGACACUGGAGAUUGCGGCGAGGAGGAGAAGUCGAUCUGAGGUGGUAUCCGUCGCUGGACCUUCUGAGGCAGAUGACCCUCAAACUGGCUGACGAACAGGGAGAAGGUGACGGAGGCCAGAAGCCAGUGAAAGGACGGGAAGCAGGCGGAGAAGCGAACGUUCAGCAGGGUCACCGCUUGACGUCUCAAUCUCCGAAGAAAAGGGGAGGAAAGACGUCGAGGAACGGAGACAACGCUGAGCUUCGUGGAGGCGAAGGCUGUGGGGAAAGCGAGGUCGCAGCUUGGCGACGCGCCCUCGCGUCCCUCGGCUCUGCAUGCAUUCGCUCGAGUCCAGCGACUCAUUUCUGUCGGGGAUUUUUCCUUGCUAGACUCGAACGCAAAGUGACAGGCGACCCGCUUCCAAGGCAAGCCAUUCAAGGCAGCCAGAAAAGAGCAGCGAACGGAUUUCGACAAGCAGGAACGAAAAAUGUUGAAGGGAGCGGAACAGGACUCAGCAGCCCCGAAUACAAGAGGCGAGAGACAGAUGAGACACUUGUCUCCGGUGCGGUGGAGACGCAGAAGAAGAAGGGGAAGAAGAAGGCCUCAGGUUCACAUGCCGCUUUUCAGAAACAGAGACUCAAGAAGGGAGUUAUCGUGGGCAUGUAAUGAGUACCGUUCCAGGUGUAGGACCUGAAUUUGACACUGUGGGUAACUGACAGAAACCACAUCCACACUGUGACCGCUUCUUGAAACGCAGCUGGUUCUGCAAGCAUUGCCCAGGACUCGCGGGAAGGCUGGGGAGCGAGAUCAACGAACCUCGGCUUCGGCAGACAGCGAAACCGAACCGCGGCAAACGAGAAUGAGAUACAAGAUUGAAAAAAGGUCGAUAGAAACGACCGAGAAAGGCCAUUUCGUUGGUGUGUGUCUCCUCUCUCAUCUCCAGGAACCGUGUUGGACGCACGGGAUCGACAGACGCGUUCCUUUAAGAAAAUGCAAGACUC